GUUAGGGAGAGGAUGGAUUGUAUUGUUAGUGAAUCGGGUCUGUCAUCCCGGAGAUAGGGCGGACAGGAUCCCAGGCGACAGACCAGCCAGCGGAGAUCUUGAUCUGUGUACUGGAUCGGAGCAAGAACGAUGUCCUUUGAUCAUCUAAUCUUCCAACCAAGUACAAUCGAAUUUCCCCCCAGGGUCAUGCAUUCCUGCCAGCAGAGAGUGUUACAGUUGGUGAGGAGGUUUCGGGAAGAAUGGUGCCUGUCACGGGAGCGUGAGAGGAUGACCGUGUGCGGUGCAGACCACAUGUUCCUGGUUCUACAGCUUGCCAUGGCUGAGGUGAACAAGGAGUCCUGUGGUGAAUUCACCAUCGCGUUGAGCGAGCUGCUCCUGAUGUGGAAGUAUUUACUUCAGAAGAAACUGGAGUUGCUGAGUGUUCCUGAAAAGGUCCCUGAAGGGUUUGAAGGAGUGCGUGAAAGGUAUCAUUCCUUCCUGAGCAGAAGUAACACAGUGGAUCUGAUCGACGUGUACAAGAUCUGUGCUGACCUGGAAACUGAAGAUGCAUCUGAGGAGAUGCUCUCUAAGGUGGAACUACUGGACUUCCUAAUGGGAUCUUCAUCGGAUACAGCACCACAAGUACCCACUUCUCCACCCAGUGAGCAAUGUCGAUCCACUUCUAAGCUGCUGCCACUCUGGAGGAAGCUUCUCUCUGAUUAUUUGCACUUGUUGGUGAACUCCAGGAGUGACCUGGCAUUGGCAUGUGUUUUCAAUGUCCCUGACCGGGCACUUGGUCCUGAUGGUUUCACUCACCUCAAGCACACAGCACGCAGAAAGCAGAUGUCCUUGUACCAGACUGCAGCAUCCUUUAUUAGAAGCCUGGAGCUUGGAGGGAAGAGUUACGCCCCUUCAGCAGACGAUCCACUCAUGCAGUACGUCAAGGGACUGAUGGAUUUGGUGCACUUUGUGGACAAGCUACAAGAGAUAAUGGGAGAGACUUCUGACCCCAGCAUUGCAGGGAGUCAGAUACUAUCCACCAUCACAAGACGACUGUUGAAGGGACAAAGCAGUGAGAGUUCACUCUAUCUUGCCGGUGAGGAGAUCCGACAGGAACUAACUAUAAGGAUUACCAACGCCGUCCACAGACUGGAUGAUGCUGCAGGGGGAAGAACGACAAACAUCAGCCCUGCACAACCCAAGGUUUAUGCCAUCAACCACGCCACGGCGUACGGUGGGCGAAGGGCCGUCAAGGCCUUCCUUGCCGUGCUGGAUGAAGAAGCAGCCAGACCUCCGAGCGGGGUCAAGGCAGAGCUGCUCGGUGGUUCCGAGGAGAACACAAACCCUCUCGGCAUGCUGAGUCUGCUGUCACUCUUCAGAUCCCCAAAGCAAUCAAGCGGCUCAUCUCCUAAGGCCUUGCGUCAUCGCAUUCAGAAGCUGGACCAGGAAAAAAAUCCCAGUAAGGUGAAACUCACAGUCAGCAAGUCUCAGUUUUCUUGCACCUACAAGGAUGAGGUCGCAGUACCGUGUCAGCAGAGUCUCAGCCAGGCUCCAACCUGCGUCCAUCCAGCUCCAAGGCCCCUCCCAAGCACCUCGUGCGGUAACACACUACCUGACGGGAAGCCAAAACCCACCACAAAAAAGCGGGCACACGGAACGAAUCUUGGGAAAGCUGGGAUGGAGAAGGCCGGGAAUCAGGAAGGCAGCCGGAAGGAGAUGAAGCGGAAACGCCUGGAGCUGGACUCUGGUGAUGAGAAUAAGCCACCAGGUUGUACGGACGUGAAAUCAGUCAACCUGGAGGGGCAACAGUGCAAGCAACCGCAAAGAGGUUUGAAGGACAACAAAACCAGGAACAAGUUAAUCCCUGGACAAUUGAAGCUCACGAGUUUCUUCAGAGUUUAAUGUGUUUUUUCUUCUAUAAUAUUUUAAAUGUUAAAUCCAUUAAUGCUACUCCAUCAGUUUGUUUGACUUUAUUUUGAAAGUGCUCUGAAUGUAAUGUUACAACUAUCAAUGCAGAGUAUUUAAUAGUUACUGUAAGUACACUGGCUGUCACACACAAUUUCACAUUAAAACUUUCACUGUUUAAGUCAAGGAGCACAGAUUAAUGACGAUGGCCACUCAGAGUGAAGCAAGAAUGAAAUUGUGUAGAGUUUCCCUGCGUGCCAUUAACAUGUGGUCAGUUUUGCCAGCAAGGUCGGUACACACGUCCCAGCAUACAGCGGAGAACUGCAAGACACAAGAAAUAUAAUAUUGAUAACUGUGUACAAAAUGCUGGCGGAGCACUGCAGGCCAGGCAGCAUCCUGGAUUUCCAGCAUCUGCAGAAGCUCUUAUGUUUUUAAUAUUAUUGAGUUCCCGCAUAACUUUUGAAUUAUAGUUACCUUAGGGCUUUGUCUCUCUUAUUUAUGAUUAUGCAACUUAGAAGCAGUAUUGGAGAGUGAAAGUCUUAUUAAAUUUAGUAUCCAAGUAGGUAUAAGAAACCAUAUAAUACCUUCAGAUUCAUUUUCUUGUGGGCUUUCACAGGAAAAUCAACCAUUAGGCUCCUGAACCAGCGCAGAUAACUUCACUCACCUUCACACUGAACUGAUUCCACAACUUACAGACUCACUUUUAACAACUGUUUACAAUUCAUGUUUCAAUAUUAUUUAAUACUUAUCAUUUGUUUUUCUUUUGUGUCUGCAUAUUUUGUAGCCUUUUGUGUAUUGGGUGUUUGUCAGUCUUUGUGUAGCUUUUCAUUGAUUCUACUGUGAAUGUUAGGAAGAAAAUGAACCUCAGGGUAGUGUAUGGUAACAUAUACAAUACAUACUUUGAAUUCUUUUGAUAAUAAUUAACUUUGAAUUAAAAAAUGAAAUAGAAUUUAUGAAAAACUAUACAUAUAUAAAGACAGUUGAACAACAGAAAUAGGCCAUUCUGUCCAAAUACUGCAUGCUAGCCAGAAGCUCAUUGAGUGGGCUCCAUUUAACAUGAAAUAGUAUUGCACAGGAACAGGCCCUCUGGCUAAUGAGGUUAUUCUAACUAAUUAAAUACAAAUCCCUGCAUAGUCAAAUGCUUAUCGAACAGGAACAGACCAUUUAGCCCACAAUGUUGUGCCGAUCUAAUUAGUAUUCAAAUGGCCAACUAAACUAAUCCACUCUGCCUACACAACGCCCAUCUCCUUCCAUUUCAAGUUAUUCAAGAUUGUUUAAUGUCAUUUCCCGUACACAAUUGUAAAAGAGAACAAAAUUAAUUGUUACUCAGGAUCCAAUGCAGCACUGAAAAAAAUAGAAAGGAUGAACAAUAACAAUAAACAAUAAAA
This is a messenger RNA of Mobula hypostoma (lesser devil ray), 3272 nucleotides long. RefSeq names its product PARP1 binding protein (gene parpbp). The coding region runs from base 130 to 1881 and encodes 583 amino acids. Gene Ontology annotation, biological process: negative regulation of double-strand break repair via homologous recombination. Gene Ontology annotation, cellular component: chromatin. The record is from RefSeq and is a predicted model, not a curated record. Lineage: Eukaryota; Metazoa; Chordata; Chondrichthyes; Myliobatiformes; Myliobatidae. The transcript has 11 exons.